UGGCUUCCGGCCGCCGCUGCCGCAGCUCCGUAAAGCAACAUGGCUCUACUCUCUCUGAGUCAGUUAUCUCCGUUUUAUUUCUAGUGUUCCUCUUCUCACAGAUUUACUCCCGAUUUCCAUCACGCACCCUAAUUUUCUUCAGCACGAAAUUCUCAUGCUUUUCUUUCAUUCAGCCUUGGUGGAGGAUGGGAUGGAGACAACUUGCGCCUAGCCUGAGCAAAGCCGGGCACCAUUUUGUACGGAAACUGAAGGCAGGGCGGGGGCGUGUGGAGGCCUCCAGAGGAGGCCUGGUUGGAGACAGAGCGUGGGAGGGAGGGCGUUGUUCACCGGUGAUGUAUUUCCGCUUCUGGUCUGCCCGGUCGUUUUUGGUUGGAUCGGCUUGUUGCGGGGAGGGAGGGGGAAGAUUGUUUGCAGCCUAGAAUCUCCGCGGACGGGAAGGUAAACUGAGCUCCCCAGAGACGCUCAUCCCACAGCCUCAGCUGGGGCCUAGCCUUCUCUCUCCAGCUGCCACCACAGCCUGGAGGCGCCUGCCUCCACCCUUCCGAAUGGUGCUCCUCCUAGCAGGCCUCGGCCCAGGAUCCAAGCCCCCUUUGCCCCCUGCCUUGGAGCUAUUGCUCCGGGUUUCUCAUAGUGGACUCCCUGUGGCGGGAAGGGAAGAACUUUUGCACAGGCAAGGCUUCAGCUCCAGGAACCCACUGACAACUGGAAUCUCAGCCUCUAACCUAGUUUGAGGUUCUUCCCGUGCCCACCUUUUCUGCCUUUUGAGAAGAGAAACCCUUCUCCUGGCCGUCUAGAGCCCAGGAAGCCCCAGGCUGGGGCCCUGGGCCCAGCAUGUCAGUCCUCUCUUGUGCAUAGGGCUCUGCUCUCUCCCUGUCAGCAUGGCUGAGCUCAAACAGGUUCCAGGGGGGCGGGAGACGCCACAGGGGGAGCUGCGGCCUGAAGUUGUAGAAGAUGAAGUCCCUAGGAGCCCAGUCAUGGAAGAGCCAGGAGGAGGUGGAAGCAGCAGUGGUGAAGCCAAAUUGUCCCCAAGAGAAGAGGAAGAACUAGAUCCUAGAAUACAGGAAGAGCUGGAGCACCUGAACCAGGCCAGCGAGGAGAUCAACCAGGUGGAGCUACAGCUGGAUGAGGCCAGGACCACCUAUCGGAGGAUCCUGCAGGAGUCGGCAAGGAAGCUGAAUACGCAGGGCUCCCACUUGGGGAGCUGCAUCGAGAAAGCGCGACCCUACUAUGAGGCUCGGCGGCUAGCUAAGGAGGCUCAGCAGGAGACACAGAAGGCGGCGCUGCGCUACGAGCGGGCCGUGAGCAUGCACAACGCUGCUCGGGAGAUGGUGUUUGUGGCUGAGCAGGGCGUCAUGGCUGACAAGAACCGACUGGACCCCACGUGGCAGGAGAUGCUGAACCAUGCCACCUGCAAGGUGAACGAGGCGGAGGAAGAGCGGCUUCGUGGUGAGCGGGAGCACCAGCGGGUGACGCGGCUGUGCCAGCAGGCGGAGGCUCGGGUCCAAGCCCUGCAGAAGACCCUCCGGAGGGCCAUUGGCAAGAGCCGCCCCUACUUUGAGCUCAAGGCCCAGUUCAGCCAGAUCCUGGAGGAGCACAAGGCCAAGGUGACAGAACUGGAGCAGCAGGUGGCUCAGGCCAAGACACGCUACUCCGUGGCCCUCCGCAACCUGGAGCAGAUCAGCGAGCAGAUUCAUGCUCGGCGCCGCGGGGGUCUGCCUUCCCAUGCCCUGGGCACUCGGCGCUCCUCCCCUGUGGGGGCUGAAGCAGGACCUGAGGACUUAGAGGAUGCAGACAGCGGGAUUGAGGGGGCCGAGGGUGCAGGGCUGGAGGAAGGCAGCAGCCUGGAGCCUGGGCCCGCCCCCGACACCGACACCCUGAGUCUGCUGAGCCUGCGCACCGUGGCCUCAGAUCUGCAGAAGUGCGACUCCGUGGAGCACUUGCGAGGCCUCUCGGACCACGUCAGCCUGGAUGGCCAAGAGCUGGGAACCCGGAGUGGAGGGCGUCGGGGCAGCGACAGCGGGGUCCGUGGGGGUCGGCACCAGCGCAGCGUCAGCCUGUAGCCGAGGGGCCAGGGUGACUGGCUUGGAUCUGCUGCCAUCGGCCAAUCGGGGCCAUCUCCCCGAGGUCCCUUCUCCAGUGCUUCCCUGGGAGAGGCCAGCUGUGUUUGAGUCCUCUGUGUCUGCCGUGGCUUUCUCACAGCCUCCCCUGCCCCACAGCAGGCAGCUCUCUUGGCCUUACGCAUUCAGAAGGCUUGCUCUCGGGCUCUGCUGGCUCAUCACAGUCUGCAGAGCGUUGACCCUUUGCUCUCCCUUCUCCUGCUUCCAUCUGGCUUUUUCCCUCAGGGAACUUGGUCUAGAAGGCCUAGGAAGCUCAUCAGGAGAAAAUGGGUGCCGGCUGAAUACCCUGGCCGGAGGGGAUGGACAGGUGUCCCUCCGUUGGUUUCCAGCCCUGCCCCCUUCCCAAGGCGACUCUGGAGGGCACCCUAGGUACACUGCUGAACCCGGUACCCCCGUCUUGUUCCAGCCGGCCCGUGUGUAACCUGUAAGGUGUACUGUGUGCCUCUGGAAGACACCACCCUUCCCUUCAGCAUUCCCUUUCGAGACCUGACUACUUUGCCAUGUGUGCCCCGAAGCAGAAGUUACAAGAUCUGCAGGGAGAGAAACCCAACCCCACUGUCAACAUAGGGAACGUCACCAACUCCAGACUGACUCCUGUGGGUAUGGGGUUUCCCCAGCUGGGCUGGGUUCUUCACAUUGUCAAGGUGCUAGUGGGUGCCUCACAGGCCUGGUGUUGGGGUGAAGUCAUAGUGAGGUCCUGAAGGUGCAGGUCCGUGUCAUUCCCACCCUCACACUCGCUGCACAGCUGCGUUUACUUUUUCUGGGUAGAGGAUGCUGAACUGACUCAGCACCCUCCUGCAGGGUGGGGUUAGGGAAUUUGGUGCUCAAUUGCUCUCCCUUGCUCUUUCCCAGACUAAACAAUACCUACUGCAGGAUCCCUUGGGGCAUGCUCAAGCUUGUCUGCCAACACUCUUACUUCCUUUGUUACAGGAGGAGUUGGCCUGGGGUGAAAAGUCCUGCCCUCGGCAGGGAGCAGCUCCAGCUGCCUGGCAGUGCUCCCAGACUAUAGGGAAGCCACACCAGGCCUGGGUGCCUUGGGAGGAUGGGUCCUUACUUUGGUCCCCAGGAGAGUGGAGAGCCCUCGUCUAGGCCCGUGUUCUGCCAGCGACGGGGAUGAGUGGGCAUCUGCACCCUGCACAGGUGUCUCCAGGUUGAGGGUGGUUGGUCACAAUGAGAACCUCGGCGUUUGAGGUGGCCUGGGCAGAGAGCAGGAAGGGAGGGAGGGUGUGGGUGUGUGAGCGUGCAUGUGCUGGUGUGUAAGGGGGAAAGGAUCUUUCCUGCUUUUAUUUAAAUAAAGUAGUUUAUGUAACAGUUAA
This is a messenger RNA of Sapajus apella (tufted capuchin), 3433 nucleotides long. It is a transcript of the gene SH3BP5L, whose product is annotated as SH3 binding domain protein 5 like. Lineage: Eukaryota; Metazoa; Chordata; Mammalia; Primates; Cebidae. Gene Ontology annotation, cellular component: cytoplasm. The record is from RefSeq and is a predicted model, not a curated record. Bases 879 to 2060 code for a protein of 393 amino acids. The transcript is spliced from 7 exons. Gene Ontology annotation, biological process: negative regulation of protein tyrosine kinase activity; intracellular signal transduction. Gene Ontology annotation, molecular function: protein kinase inhibitor activity.